Culicoides brevitarsis is the source of this 8672-nucleotide messenger RNA. It is a transcript of the gene nej, whose product is annotated as CREB-binding protein. Gene Ontology annotation, biological process: positive regulation of transcription by RNA polymerase II. Lineage: Eukaryota; Metazoa; Arthropoda; Insecta; Diptera; Ceratopogonidae. Gene Ontology annotation, cellular component: histone acetyltransferase complex; transcription regulator complex. Bases 686 to 8140 code for a protein of 2484 amino acids. Gene Ontology annotation, molecular function: transcription coactivator activity; histone acetyltransferase activity; chromatin DNA binding. The transcript has 15 exons. The record is from RefSeq and is a predicted model, not a curated record.
GAAAUUUAAGCGAAUAUCUUGGGAAGCUUCUCCUUUAUAAAUAUCCAGCUAUUUAUAAAAUUUAUUAUCAAAUAAUGGGUUAAAAUUGUGCAAGUGAACGAGAAAAAUAGAAAUAUGUUAAUUUUAUUACACUAGAGAUCCGUAUAAAGUGAAAUAUGUCUAAUUUUUUUUCAAAGAAAAAUUAGGUGUAGUGUCUUGUAGAUAGACUAUAUUCGUGAUUGUAAAUUAUUUUUACAUCAAAGAUGGAUGGAAAGCAGAGUCAAAAAAAUUUUUGUCCAAAAAGACUGCUUAUCACGGCUGCACGAAGCCCAUUUUAGAGACAUUUGCAACUUUACUCCUCAAAUACUGUGCGAAACGAGUUUGAAAUUCACCAUAAUUGCGAUAGAAAGGCAAUCGUUGCGUUAAAAUAGACGAAAAUCGGGAGAAAAAAAAAUUGUUAUGAAAUUUGAAAAUUAUUAUUUAUUAAAUGGCAGUGGAAAUUGAAUGCGCGACGUGAAAAAAAGACAAUUACGCGAAAAAACUCAAGUUGCAACGCUCAUUGCGAGCGCAUUAAACAAGUGAACAGGACUCAGAACCGAGAUAAAGCGAAAAAAUAGCGAAAAUUUCGACAAAUACAGCGAGCGUACACGAAAAUAUUCAAUGUUUGAAGUCAAAUAACUACAAAGAGUUUCAAUAAUAAAACAAUAUGACGGACCAUUUGGAUGAACCUCCGCAAAAGCGGUUAAAAUAUCAGCAACAAAAUGAUACUUCGGACGUACUGUCAAUUGACAUGUUUGACUUGGAAAAUGAUUUGCCGGACGAGUUAAUGGGCACAGGCACGGCAUGGGGAGAACAGCUCGGGGGAAACAAACCUCCGGCGCAAGGUCCUGGCCCUGGCGGUCAAAUUAAUGGAGAGGAUAAUGUAAAUGCCUUAGCAGGAAACAGUGUUUUACAACGGCAAAUGGUGCAUUCACAACUAAAUCAUCCGUCGCAUAUGUUGACGCAAACGAAAAAGCAAAUCAUUAUGGCACAAGACGCGAAAAAUCCAGGAAAUCCUCAAGGAGUCAACAUUCAAAGCUCGUUAGGAAUCGUUCCGCCAAAUAAUGUUGUCGUUCAAUCGAUGUCGGGGCCUAACAUCAAUACAUCCGCUUCAGGCAUGGUAUUAUCAAAUUCCAAUAUCGCGGGAAACAUGAGCGGAGGUGCCUUAGUGCUUAACAAGCAACAACCCUUGAAUUCGCAAAUGAUGCAACCGGGACAACCGAAUGCUCAACAAAUGCAUCAAAUUAACGCAAUGCCAAACGGGCCCAUGAUCCACAGUCGUCUCAUGCAACCGCCAAUUCUCAAUCGCGGGCAAGGUCCUCACAUGAUCGGACAACGUCUCCAAAACGCCCCCAUGCAAAUGAAUCCUGGCGUCAAUAAUUUAGGGGCGCAAGGCAACUACGGCGGCUAUCCGGGCGGCAAUCAACCCGGCAUUGUGCAAGGCAACAACACAAUUAACACGCAAAUGAUCAUGCCAACGGGACAAAUGCAACGCCCGCCGAACAUCAAUAUGGUUCAAAAUCCCCGGAUGAUUGGCGUGACACUGAAUAAUGUUCAGCAAAAUGACGCCGGAAUGCCGGGCGGCGGAAUGCCUCAACACGUUCAAACACAACAAACGCAACAAAAUCAACAGCAACAGCCGAAUAUGCCGAAUGCUCCGACUUCAGCGCCGCAAGUUCGUCCGAAUCAACCGAAUUUGCCGUUAGCGGGUCAAGGAAGUGCGUUAAUUCAAGAUCCGGAGAAACGGAAAUUGAUUCAGCAGCAACUCGUAUUGCUGUUGCACGCUCACAAGUGUCAGCGACGCGAACGCGAUAACCCAAAUAAUCCGCAGCGAUGCGGCGUCAGUCAUUGCCCGACGAUGAAAGACGUUUUGACGCACAUGACGACAUGUCAAUUACAGAAAAAUUGCCCGAAAGCGCAUUGUUCGUCGUCGCGUCAAAUAAUCAACCAUUGGAAAAGUUGUCAAAGAACCGAUUGUCCCGUUUGUUAUGACUUGCGUAACUCCUCAGAUAAGUCAAAGGCUCCCAAUCAAGCGGCAAUUCAGCAGCAAUCGACAUCACAGGGCGCCACGCCGGGUCAAAAUACGCCCGGAGCUCAAGCAAAUGCGAUGAAUACGCCUCAAGGCGCCUCGCAGCAAGGCGCAAAUUCAACCGUGGGUCCUCAAAUGACCAAAACUAAUGAUAUUAAUGCCCAAAAUGCCAUGCAUCCGAACCCGCAGGAGAUGCUAAGACCGAAUUUUAAUCAAAUGGCGAACAAUUUACCAAACACUUUGAACCCUGCAGGACCUCAAAUGAACGCAAAUCGUCUUGGGGGUCCCCGAAUGAUGGCAUCUAUUCGACUUGCGGUCCCUAAUAACCCGUUACAACAACAACAACAGCAAAAUAACGCAUCUACCGCGGUAACAGCUACCGAUGGAUCCGCAAUUAACAUCGCAAAUGCACAAACGACGCAACAACAAGCCACGAAUCAAACGCAAAUCAAUCCUUUGCAGCAACCAGGGGCGACUCAAUCUCAAGGUAACAUCCCCGCAAUGUUCAAUACAACUUCUGACAUGCACGGAAAUGCGUUACAACAAACAAACGCUGCCGCACAACCCGGCGCCGGCACAGGAAUCGGCCCGAAUCAACAACAACUCGGCGGUUUUCAGUCAAAUCAAGUGCAAGCCGUUCAAGUUUGCGGCUCCAAAGAUUGGCAUCAUUCCGUAACGCCCGACUUGCGAAAUCACUUGGUCCAUAAGUUAGUUCAAGCGAUUUUUCCCACUCCGGAUCCGUCGGCGAUGCAUGAUCGACGCAUGGGAAAUCUCGUGGCAUAUUCGCGAAAAGUCGAGGGCGACAUGUACGUUCAAGCGAAUUCUCGAUCGGAAUAUUAUCAUCUUUUAGCUGAAAAAAUCUACAAAAUUCAGAAAGAAUUGGAGGAAAAACGACAAAAACGGAAGAAGGAAAGUCAAAUGUUACAACAACAACAACAGGGAACCGCCAUUUGUGGCGUCGGGCCUUCCGUGAAUUUGCUUCCAAACAUGAACAAUCAACAGGGCACGAACGAAAACAUGAAUCAGCUGACAAAUCGCAAUGCACUCGGCGGAAAUCAGCAUCAAGCAUCGCAGUUGGGUACGUUAUUGAAUCAUCCACGAGCUCCAUUCCCCGGAAAUAACAGCAAUUUGCCCAAUAAUGCAGCGGGAAUUAGUCCAAAUAACAAUCAGGGCGGCUUUGGAGCGAAUCGAACGAUCGUUCAACAGUCAAACUUGUCAAAUAAUGCAUUCAUGUCGACAUCCAACGGGUCGACUUCCCUUCCAAAUGCUUCACCGAACAGUUUGAACGAGUUUGAACGCAUCCUGAAUAUCACGUAUACGGAAAAUCGUCAAACAAUGCCGCAUCUUCCGGGAGCGCCGGGUAUGACACAAGGCUCUUUAACGGGAAAUAAUAAUUUUAACAACCAAACAGGCGGAAUGCAGUUGCCCGGUAACGUUUUGGGCAACAAUAAUCUCAUGCAGCAGCAACAACAACAGCAAAAUUUGAUGCCGGGACAACGGAAUAUGAACGUGAAUCAAAAUAUGACGGGCGCGAAUCAAAAUGUCAUCGAUAAUAUUUCACUUCCGCAGGCAAGCCCAAGUCUCCAGAUGCCCGGAUCGGUUGAACAAGCAACUACACUGUCCAAUAUCAAAUCUGAAAAGUCCCCAGCGCCGUCGUUGUCGUCGCCAAAGAGCAUCGGAACAUCCGGCGGAUCCGUUAAUAUCAACUCCCAAUUUGCCGCACUCGAAAAUUCGACCCGAACAAAGGAGAAUAACUCGCCAAUGUCUCCCUCGAACAUCGGAAAAGCCGAAAUCAAGCAAGAAGAGGAGGAUAUCAAACCCGAUAUGGAUACCUUCGAGAACAGCGAAUCCAAUUCCAACUCGGAUUGCGGCGGCGGCAAAAAUGUCAAUAACGACUUUGUCAAAAUUGAACCGAAAUCCGAGAAAAUGGAUAUCGAUCGAAAAUCCGAUGGAAAAGCUCACAUCAAAAAAGAUGAAGGCGACGAUUCGGCAACAACUGCGGUGGUUAAAACGGAAAUUAAACCGGUGCUGCCGGAGCCAAUUCAGUCCGCGUCGACAGACAAGAAGAAACGAUGCUCCUUUAAGCCGGAGGAGUUGCAGCAGCAUUUGAUGCCGACACUUGAGCGAUUGUACAGACAAGAUCCCGAGUCGAUGCCGUUUAGGCAACCUGUCGAUCCAACCACUUUGGGCAUUCCCGAUUACUUUGAUAUCGUCAAGAAACCCAUGGAUAUGAGCACAAUUAAGAACAAAUUGCUCCAAGGGAAGUAUUCGGAUCCGUGGGAAUAUGUCGAUGAUGUCUGGUUGAUGUUUGACAAUGCGUGGCUUUAUAAUCGCAAAACGUCGCGCGUUUAUCGGUAUUGCACAAAGUUGUCAGAAGUCUUCGAACAAGAAAUCGAUCCAGUAAUGCAGCAGUUGGGCUACUGUUGCGGCAGAAAGUAUACGUUUAAUCCUCAAGUAUUAUGUUGUUACGGCAAACAAUUGUGCACAAUUCCACGAGAUGCGAAAUAUUACAGCUACCAAAAUAGUACUUUGUUGCAAAACUUUCCCAGGUACACAUUCUGUCAAAAAUGCUUCAACGAGAUUCCCGGAGACACAGUCACUUUGGGUGACGAUCCGUUGCAGUCUCAAACUCAAAUAAAGAAAGAACAAUUCAAAGAAAUGAAAAAUGAUCAUUUAGAAGUAGAGCCUUUCGUUGAUUGUCUCGAUUGUGGGCGAAAGCAACAUCAAAUUUGCGUUUUGUAUCUGGAGUCAAUUUGGCCCGGAGGAUUUGUGUGUGAUAAUUGUCUGAAAAAGAAGAAUGUGAAGAGGAAAGAGAACAAAUUCAGUGCGAAACGCCUUCCCGUGUCAAAAUUGGGCAUUUACAUCGAGACUCGUGUCAAUAAUUUCCUCAAGAAGAAAGAAGCGGGUGCCGGCGAAGUGCAUAUUCGUGUCGUUUCGAGCUCCGAUAAAAAUGUCGAAGUCAAGCCCGGCAUGAAAAGUCGCUUUGUCGACAACAACGAAAUGAUGAACGAUUUCCCGUAUCGCGCCAAGGCACUUUUCGCCUUCGAGGAAGUCGAUGGCAUCGAUGUUUGUUUCUUCGGCAUGCACGUGCAAGAGUACGGUAGCGAGUGCCCGCCGCCAAAUACGCGACGCGUUUAUAUCGCGUAUCUGGAUUCCGUGCACUUUUUCCGCCCAAAGCAGUACCGAACGGCAGUUUAUCACGAGAUUUUGCUCGGUUACAUGGACUACGCGAAGCAAUUGGGCUACACGAUGGCUCAUAUUUGGGCUUGUCCGCCAUCCGAGGGCGACGAUUACAUCUUCCAUUGCCAUCCGCCGGAGCAAAAGAUUCCGAAACCGAAGCGUUUGCAAGAGUGGUACAAGAAAAUGUUGGAUAAGGGUAUGAUUGAACGCAUCAUACAGGAUUAUAAAGACAUUUUGAAGCAAGCGAUGGAAGAUAAAUUGACAUCGGCGACGGAAUUGCCGUAUUUCGAAGGCGACUUUUGGCCAAAUGUUCUCGAAGAAAGCAUUAAAGAGCUCGAUCAGGAAGAGGAGGAGAAACGGAAACAAGCUGAAGCCGCAGAAGCAGCAAAUACCCUUUCACUGAACGACGACAGUGAAAUAUCUGCUGACGGCAAGAAAAAGGGCCAAAAGAAGGCUAAAAAAUCAAACAAAUCCAAAGCUGCUCAACGUAAAAACAGUAAAAAGUCAAACGAUAACCAAAAUGGAAAUGAUUUGAGUGCUAAAAUUUUCGCAACAAUGGAAAAACACAAAGAAGUGUUCUUCGUUAUUCGACUACAUUCAGCUCAAUCUGCCGCUAGUUUAGCACCGAUUCAAGAUCCCGAUCCCUUAAUUUCAUGUGAUUUAAUGGAUGGCAGAGAUGCCUUCUUAACGUUAGCACGUGAUAGGCACUACGAGUUCUCUUCGCUGCGACGGGCACAAUUCAGUACGUUAUGCAUGUUGUACGAAUUACACAAUCAGGGACAAGAUAGAUUCGUGUACACUUGCAAUAAUUGCAAAAAUCACGUUGAAACGAGAUAUCAUUGUACCGUUUGUGAUGACUUUGAUUUGUGUCUCGGAUGCAAUGAAAAAGUUGGUCAUCCGCAUAAGAUGGAGAAACUUGGUUUAGAUUUGGACGACGGAUCAUCUCCGGGCGAUGGUUCGACCAAAACGAAUCCACAAGAAGCACGAAAACAAUCGAUUCAACGGUGUAUUCAGUCGCUCGUGCACGCGUGUCAAUGUCGCGAUGCAAAUUGUCGUCUGCCAUCGUGUCAAAAGAUGAAACGUGUCGUGCAACAUACGAAACAUUGCAAGCGAAAAACGCACGGAGGAUGUCCCAUUUGCAAGCAACUCAUUGCCUUAUGUUGCUAUCAUGCGAAACAUUGUCAAGAGGCGAAAUGCUUAGUACCUUUCUGUCCAAAUAUCAAGCAGAAAUUGAAGCAGCAACAAUUGCAGCAAAGAUUGCAACAACAACAACUCCUGAGACGACGAGUCGCAAUGAUGAAUACUCGCGUGUCGAAUGCUUCCAGUUCAAUGUCGAAUGCGAUCGCAGCUCUUCCGCCGGCUUCUAACAUGAAUGCCCCAAGCCUGAGUCCCGCUCAACCGAUUCCAUCGCCGAGCAUGGGCAAUUUGGGAAGCCCGCAUCAACAAACGAACGUCAGCGGAAAACCUGGAGCGCAAACUCCUCCGGCGAAUGUACUUCAAGUUGUCAAACAAGUUCAGGAAGAAGCAGCUCGACAACAAUCCGUUCCCCAUCCCGGCGGUUUUGGCAAAGUUAAUCCUGCGCAAGGCGGAAAAAUGCCUCCGCCGCAGAUGCAAAGACAAAUGCCGCCCCAUAUGGGAGGUCAAAUGCCAAAUGCUCAGCAACAACAAGUCACGCAAAAUAUGGUUCAACAGGUGCCCGGAAAUGUGCAAGCGAAUCUCUUGCCGAUGCAAGAAUGGGGCGUUCAACGUUUCCCCGCCGCAUCGGGAAGUCAAGGACAAGGCAUGCGUCCCAAUGUGCAAAUGAUGCAAACGAAUCAAAUGCAACAACAGGGAGUCAUGAUGGGACCUAAUGGACAAUCCAUGGUUGGCGUGCGUCAACAAGGCGGCAUGAUAAACCAACAGCAAAUUCAGCCUGACAAUCCGGGUAAUCGGAAACUUUUGCAAGAGUUUUUGCAAAAAAUUCAAGGUUUGAAGAGCGGAUCGGAAGAUCAAUCGCAAGUUUUGGCACUUUUGAAGCAAAAUCCACAGUUUAUGGCGUCUCUUAUUAAAAAACAGAAACAGACGGAACAAAAUCAACAGCAACAAGGUAUCAAAGUGCAAGGAAUGCAAAAUAUGCCGCAGCAACAACAAAAUCAACAACAUCCUGGCGGGCAACAAAUCAUGAUGAAUCAACAGCAUCCGAUGCAAAUUCAAACAGUACAGGGCCAAAUUCAACCGAAUCGCAUGCAAAUGCCCGUUCAAGUCAUGGGAAAUGCUGGAGGCAGCAUGCAAACAAAUGUUCAAGGAAUGAACAACAUGCCAGGACAAGUUCAAAACCAACAACAAAACUGGUACGAUCAACAGCAGCAGCAAUCGCAGGGUCAGCAACCGCAGCAAAUCCAGAUGCAACGACUAAUGCACAUGCACAAGCCCAAUUAUCAGCAGCAGCAGCAGCAGCAACAACAACAGCAAAACCAGCAAAAUCAACAGCAACGUCCCCGCAUGCAACAAAUGGGCACCUACCAAAAUAUGUACAUGAACGACAACAAUCAGUACGCGAUGGGACAAAAUAUCAACAAAGGACCAAAUAACAUGUUGCAGCCGGGACAACAGCUCCCAACUAACGUCAUGGGUCCGCCGACGACGCAACAAAUUAUGCAAUCCGUAAGAUCGCCGCCGCCAACUCGCAGUCCCCAGCCUCAGCCGUCGCCGCGUCCCAUAAAUUCACCGAGAGCGGGGCCUGGAGCGUCGCCGCGCGCUCAACCUUCGCCGCAUCACUUGACAAGUCAUUCCCCCGUGCCCGAUGUGCAUGGCCACAUGCAUCAUCAUCAGGGCAAUACGCCGGGCGCCGGCACCGAUCCCAUGGUAACGAAUAACGAAGUUGCUGUCCUCAAUGCCCAAGAUCAACUCACGAAAUUCGUCGAGCAGCUGUAGAAGAGCGGCGCCUCAAGCAAUUUCAACUCACUGAAGUAAAUAGGAAACAAAGUAAAAUUUAUAUUUUAAAGAAAAAAAAAAUAAUUGAAUGAUGAUGAUGAAUCAUUUGAUAAAAUAAUUUAGGAAACAAAUGUAUAUAAAAUGAUAUUUAAACACCGCAGACACGCAAAAUAAGCAAAAAAUAACGACAUAAAAUUAUAAAUAUGCUUCAAAAUGUAAAAAUGAGCCAAACUGACUGUCGUUUUAUUUUUUGAUUCAAUAUUUUGCGUGGCUGUACGUAACAAAAAUUGAUACUUUCCAAACUUUAACUAUAAUAUGAAUAAAUGUGUAUUAUUUAAAAUUAAGCUAAAAUUAAAGAAAAAAUAUUAAACCACAAUAUUAGGCUACUACAGAAAAUAUACUUGUUUGAUCAUAUAAAAAUUAGUAUUAAAAAGUAAACGUUUAACUAUUGUUAGGGUUUUUAACUUUUUUAAGCAAAAUAUAUCUGUCAAAAAUAAAAAUAAUAAUAAUUUAAGCUAACAUUGAUAGGAAA